Gadus macrocephalus (Pacific cod) is the source of this 3925-nucleotide messenger RNA. RefSeq names its product phospholipase C, delta 4a (gene plcd4a). The coding region runs from base 206 to 2476 and encodes 756 amino acids. Gene Ontology annotation, molecular function: phosphatidylinositol-4,5-bisphosphate phospholipase C activity; calcium ion binding. Gene Ontology annotation, biological process: intracellular signal transduction; lipid metabolic process. The record is from RefSeq and is a predicted model, not a curated record. The transcript is spliced from 16 exons. NCBI's taxonomy places the organism in Eukaryota, Metazoa, Chordata, Actinopteri, Gadiformes, Gadidae.
AUUGGGGUGGGGUGGGGGGUUGGGGGCGUGGUCUGGAGGCGGAGUCAGGUGAGCUUGGCCGUGCAGACGGACUGACUCUACGCUGCUCUCACCAGUUGGCCCCACUGCCUUUCAGCGAAGCCAUCGGAGAAAUAACUUCAGACGACAACACCAGCACCGUCAGAGAUGAUUCCUCCACAGAUGGAAAGUGCCUGAGGCGAUACCGAUGGCUUUCACUGGCAGCAGCCUCCGCAUUCAGGGGGACGACAACCUGGGCUCCAUGCUGGUUGGCACGGUGAUGAGGAAGGUCAAGUCGCGCACCUGGAAGAAGCAGCGGUACUUCAAGCUGCAGGAGGACUGCAUGACCAUCUGGUACAAGUCCAAGAAGGCCGGCAAGCCGCACUCCACGUUCUCGGUGGGAGACCUGGAGGGGGUCCGCGAAGGCCACCAGUCGGAGGUGCUGCUGAGCCUGGCCGACGAGUUCCCCCCCGACCGCUGCUUCACGCUGGUGUUCCGGGGUCGCCGCGGUAACCUGGACCUGGUGGCGGACUCGGCGGACGAGGCGCGGUCCUGGGUGCGUGGCACCAGGAAGCUCAUGGAGAGCCUGGAGAGCAUGGGGGAGCGGGAGAGGCUGGACCAGUGGAUCGGGGACUGGUUCAAGAAGGCAGACAAGAACAAGGAUGGACGCAUGAACUUCAAGGAGACCCAGGACCUGCUGAGGAUGAUGAACGUGGACAUGAACGAGCAGCACUGCCACAGCCUGUUCACGAUGGCGGACCGGUCCCAGACGGGCACGCUCUUGGACGAGGAGUUUGUGCUCUUCUACAAGAUGCUGACCAAGCGCGACGACGUGAUGCGCGUCUUCCAGGAUUUCUCGGGCGACGGCCAGAAGCUGUCGGCGGCGGACCUGGAGGACUUCCUGCGCGAGGAGCAGCUGGAGGCGGAGGAUGCCGCGGGCCACGCCGCGAGGAUCAUAGAGACGUACGAGCCCUCGGACGCAGCCAAGCAGCUCAACGCCAUGACCUUUGACGGCUUCCUGAUGUACCUGGGCUCGGCGGAGGGCUCCAUCCAGGACCCCCGGUGGCGCGGUCUCUUCCAGGACCUGGACCAGCCGCUCUGCCAUUACUUCAUCUCCUCCUCGCACAACACCUACCUGAUGGAGGACCAGCUCCGGGGCCAGAGUAGCGUGGAGGGCUACAUCAGGGCCCUGACGCGGGGCUGCCGCUGCGUGGAGGUGGACUGCUGGGACGGGCCGAACGGAGAGCCCAUCGUGUACCAUGGCCACACCUUCACCUCCAAGAUCCUCUUCCGGGACGUGGUCCAGGCCGUGGACAAGUACGCCUUCAAGGCCUCGGACUACCCGGUGAUCCUGUCCAUAGAGAACCACUGCAGCGUGGAGCAGCAGAGGACCAUGGCCCAGCACCUCAACCACAUCCUGGGGGACGCCCUGCUGCGGAGCCCCCUGGAGGGAAAGGGCCUGACGGGGCUCCCCUCCCCCGAGGAGCUGAAGGGGAAGAUUCUGCUGAAGGCCAAGAAGAUCGGGGGUCUGGAGGAGAGGGUCGGAGGUCUCACUGAGGACCCCCUCACCGGCGAGGUCAGCGACGAGGACGAGGCAGCAGAGAUCGACGACGAGCACUCCCACCGCGAGACGUUCCGCCGAAAGACCAAGAAGUCCAAGCAGCAUCUUUCCAAGGAGCUGUCUGACUGCGUGGUCUACUGCAAGAGCGUCCACUUCAGCGGCUUCAAGCACAGCCGCCUGCACCAGAAGUUCUACGAGGUGUCCUCCUUCACAGAGUCCAAGGCCCGCAAGCAACUCAGAGACGCCGGCGGGGAGUUCGUGCUUCACAACUCUCGGCAGCUGAGCCGCGUUUACCCCAGCGGCUUCCGGACUGACUCCUCCAACUUCAGCCCCCAGGAGAUGUGGAACGCAGGAUGCCAGAUAGUGGCGCUGAACUUCCAGACGGCGGGCGAGGCCAUGGACCUCAACGACGGCCUGUUCCGGCAGAACGGGGGCUGCGGGUACAUCCUCAAGCCCAGCUUCAUGAGGCAGCCUGGGGGGGGCUUCAACCCCGAGGCCCCCCAGAACCGGGACUCCUACCUGCCCCAGGUGCUGCACAUCCAGGUGAUCAGCGGGCAGCAGCUGCCCAAGGUGAACAUCAAGGAGGGGUCCAUCGUGGACCCCCUGGUGAGAGUGGAGAUCCACGGGGUCCCACUGGACCAGGGCAAGCAGGAGACCCGCUACAUCGAGAACAACGGCUUCAACCCGGUGUGGUACGACACUCUGCGGUUCACCAUCCACACCCCCGAGCUGGCCCUGGUCCGCUUCGUAGUGGAGGACUACGACAAGACCUCCAGGAACGACUUUGUGGGCCAGUACACACUGCCCUUCUGCAGCCUCCAGCAAGGUUACCGGCACAUUCAUCUGCUGUCUCGAGACGGGACGAGGAUCCCCCCUGCCUCCCUGUUCGUGCACGUCAGGAUGACGGAGCUGGCAUGAACGCCUCAAGGCGGCCAUGUUGGCUCCAUCCAUCCAGAAAGUUCAGGAAGGCGGGGCACAGUCAGACAACACAUAUUUCGAGACACACAAUGAAGCCACACAAGGAAAACAUACAAUCCAACAUCACACACAUACACAUGUGUGUGAUCGAUGUUUCCUGUCAAUCACAGGGGCAACACUUCUCAUUGGUGAGGAACACAGGGAGGGCAAGAGCAGAACAUUUUUUGUUUAGUUUCAAAAUCUUCUCCUCUUUUCUGCUGUCUCUCUCUCUUUCCAUACAUUGAAUAGUUAUUGGAGAACCUAACUUUAAUCUAUGUCUAUUUAUACAUUAUACGUUAAAAUACAACCAACAUUUUCCUCAGCUACCAAGUUAUUGUGUUCUUACAAUACAGUAUUUUUACAGUAUUGUACUGUAAUAUUGAAACAGUUAAAAUAAUAUAGGUUUCAAUGUUGACGAUCAAAUUAACAUUAAUAUAACACAAUUCUGAAGUGUGUAGAGAGUGUGUUAUGAGGCGUAGUUCAGUACUGUAUAGAAACAGUAUUUUCCCCAGAAACAAUAACAGUAUUGAGUGUUGCUUGAGUUGAUGUGAAGACAUACUUAGCCAAAUGCAUUAUUUUUGUUUAUUUAUCGUUUAGAGGCACAAAUUGGAGAUAUAGCAGAUAAUGGAGUGUUUAUAUUUUUGUUCGUAUUUCCUUAUAGCAAGAAAAUUUGUGCGAACCAUCGAAAUGUACUUUUAUGAAAUAUUUUCUAUUCGCAUUGAUUGUGAGUAGCGAGGGACGUUCUAAUAGAAGAGGCACGUGCACUAUAGAUUGUCGUUGUUUUUGCUUCAUAACCAAAAGUGUGUCGUACAAUUGUGGAGUUUUAUCGGAGCGCUGUAAAUGCGUUUUACCUAGCUUGUUAUUUCGUAUUUUUCGUUUUGUGUCAUACGAUUACAUGAUCAUAAGAAUGUGCCACCAUCAUCUUUCCAUCACACUUUCGAAAUUAUGCUCAGUAUUUUUUCCAUAACCAGACCGUAGCACUUAACAGGAGGCUAGAUCACAGAUUCAAAUUAGCACGGUAAAAGAAAUAAAAAACGCAAAAAGAUUAAAAAAACGGACAGGCCUAUUGUGGAUAUAUGUUGAAAAUGUAACAGCAUGGUUUCCUGUAUGUAUCUUUUAAGCGACCCCUAAGCAUAUAUUUAUGCCUAUAUCUACAGUUUAUGGAUAUAUAUCUGUGCUCCGACAUAAGAGCUUCUUAUGUGAAUGCGAUGAGUCGUAUGGUAAUCUAUUUUCAGAAUUAUCGUGUUUUAUAAACGUAUAACGUGUUUGUCAUCGCGUCCGGCUUGUAAAUGCUUCCUGCUUGUGUACAUUUUGUGUUAAGAAGAAGAAGCAGACUAUUUUUGUAAGGGCCUGUAUCGAUUCGUAUCGUUUAUAGAUUGUGGUAGUAGAAAUAAAAAAUACAAAUUGUGA